CCUGUUCAUGGCUCACAAUGUGAUGCCUCUCGACAUUGGAGAACUCACUAUCCAUACGCGAAGCAGCCGGAACUUUCUCCGGGUGCCAAUCGCAGUGCUGUCUUCAGAAACAAGUCCCAUCAUCAUUUCCCAAGCGUCCGAGACCCCGUUAGCAAACAUCCAUCAACCGGCCACCCGUCGCACUGCACCACGGUCGAACGCGCAUCCAAACCUAAUAUGGCAGAACCGGCUCGUCGCUCACUCCGGAAGAGGCAAAGACAACUGUCCAUCUCUUCCACAGAUCCCCCCUCUCUUGUCGAAAAUCCCACCCCAGAUAGACUUUGACGCUAGAGCCUCUCCGAUCUGACGCCCGCCACUUUUCCCUACGCCAGACUUACAUUAGGAUCCGAACCACGGCUCGCUCGGCCGAGUCCCUCCUUUUGGC
Molecule: messenger RNA, 424 nt
Organism: Colletotrichum phormii
Lineage: Eukaryota; Fungi; Ascomycota; Sordariomycetes; Glomerellales; Glomerellaceae
Exons: 1
Coding region: 8-346 (112 amino acids)
Source: RefSeq, a predicted model, not a curated record